Messenger RNA from Salarias fasciatus (jewelled blenny), 2686 nucleotides. Its product is annotated as circularly permutated Ras protein 1-like. Gene Ontology annotation, molecular function: zinc ion binding; SNARE binding. The transcript has 20 exons. Gene Ontology annotation, cellular component: COPII vesicle coat; endoplasmic reticulum exit site. The record is from RefSeq and is a predicted model, not a curated record. Lineage: Eukaryota; Metazoa; Chordata; Actinopteri; Blenniiformes; Blenniidae. Gene Ontology annotation, biological process: COPII-coated vesicle cargo loading. The coding region runs from base 220 to 2304 and encodes 694 amino acids.
UAAAUAUCAGAUUAACAACGCUAAGAGCAUAACACUGAUCUCUUUGCGCUCACUGGACGGACGGGGGAUUCUGUAAGAGGGAAACCUGUUGGUUGGGAUGUUUGCUCUGAAACUUGUGAACGGCGUGACGUCGGCUGGCAGCUGAAGCAUCGCUCAGACUUCAGGAGAUUUCAUGUUUAUUGCAGAACUCAACUUUCCCAGGGCUUCUCAUGUGAAACGAUGGAAUUCGCCUGUGGCUUUGUGUAUGUGCCGCCGUCGCUGAGUCAGAGGGACGGCGGACGAUCUCCAGCCAAAGUGACGGGAUUCUCAGCCCUUCUUCCUCCCGCUAAGCCGCUCCGUCCUCGCAGUCCUCCUCCUCCACCCCCGACAUACCCAGCAAAAUCCCACAAUUCUGUCUCCAAGAUUACUGAACAGCUGGAAAACAGCAAGGACGCGAAGAAAGUCACAAAGCCUGGUCCUUUCUACCGAAAUGGAGAGUUUCAUAAAAAACUGCAGGGCUCUUCCUCCAUCAGUGUCACUCCUCAGCCGACUCCGCCUCCCCGAAGAUCAGCUCCAGUUCCAGAUCUCCCGCCAAGACCUGCGUUCAUGAGACUGAUGCCAGAGUACGUGAUGGUGUUACCCUCAUCCCCCUCCUCCCCAUCCUCCCCCUCCUCUCAGAAAUCUUCCACAGGUCAGCCACCUGUCACAUCUACCGAGAAAGUUGAUAAGGGUCCUCUGCUGGGAAAUCCAAACGUGGUCCUCGUCAGUUUAGGAAAACUCCUGUCAGAUGAAAAGAAGGAUGUGAUGACAGGGGAGCCCUGCUGCUGCUCCCGGUGUGGCUCCGUGCUGGACACAUUUUACAACAAUCAGUUCAAUGCGUGUUACUUCUGCAAGGACUUGGAUUCAAAAAGCAGUCCUGCCGUACAGGAGGGUCAGCCUAAAGGUUACAGGGACAGCCUCUUUCUCCUCAACCCCGGCGACAAACCCACCAGCGCCACUAACGCCAUGCUGAUCUUCUGCAUCGACGUCUCCGGCUCCAUGAGCAUCACCUCGCAGGUGUCGGAGGGAGAUCAUAUUUCCUACGGAUCACGUCUACAGUUUGUCCAGGAAGCUGUGAUACAGUGUGUCCAGAGACUCAGUCAACAACAACCUGGCAUCCGAGUGGGACUCAUCAGCUUCAACUUUCAGGUGACAAUGCAUGGAUAUAAGGACGUCACGUCACGCGUCUUAAGAGAUGCAGAGUUAAUAGAGAGCAGCUAUCUGAAGAAGGCUGCAGCCACUUUCCCAACUCCUCCUCCACUGUCACAAACCAGAGACUACCUAAAGAAACAAGUCACAGAGUUGUCUGCGAGCGGAACCACGGCUCUGGGUCCAGCGGCUCUCCUAGCGAUUGAAGUGGCGUCCAGACAGUCAGGCUCCAAGGUGAUUAUCUGUACAGAUGGGAAGGCCAACACAGCGCUGGGGAACCUGGAAGUGGAGGAUAAUGAUGCUCGGACGCUGCUUUCGUCCACCAUCUUCUACGAGGAGCUGGGAGAGUAUGCAGCUAACCAGGGCGUGACAGUGUCCGUGCUGUCCAUCGAGGGAACUGACUGCAGGCUGGAUGAGCUGGGAAGACUCGCCGAUCGCACCAGAGGGACGGUGGUCAUAGCCAGCCCCGAUCGGCUACACCCGGAGUUCGAGCAGAUCAUUGAAAACCGCACCAUCGCGACACAGUGCACUGUGACAUUACUGCUGCCCAAAUCACUGCGCGUGAGAGGAGAGAGGGAGGCGGGACACAAGGCCAGCAGGGCGGUGGGGAACGUGGACCCGGACACAGAGAUCACCUUCCAGUUUGGAGCCCAUGCACCGGACACCAGAGUGCCGGCUCCGGGCCCCGGCAGCCGCGUCUCCAUCCAGCUGCAGCUCAGGUACAAGAAGAGAAACGGACAGCGGAUGCUCCGGGUCUUCACCGCAGAGCGAGAGGUCACCGACGACAGCGCGGCGGCCCUGUCCUCCCUCUCCGUGGCCAUCGUCCAGCUGAACUCGGCGCAGGCCAGCGCCGCCCUGGCCGUCAGAGGACGCCUCCUGGACGCCAGAGGGGAAGGGGAGCUGCAGAGGAAGCUCAUUGAGAGAGCGCUAGAGCAUAAUCGCAAUGCAGAGGACAAAGAGACGUACCGGGAAUGGGUUAAAACCAUGGAGCCCAUAUACAACAACAUACAGAACUUCACAAGAAGAAAAGCCGGCGUGUCUGACGCACAGCGGCCUCUCUCAGACGCAGCUGCGGCGCUGCUCUACGCUAUGAAGCACAGCAACAGGAAGUCCAUGAAGAAUAAACACAGUUUGUAGCCAAGUAUCCCACUCCGCCUUUCGCCUCUUUGGAAGCAGAUCAAGUCAGACGAGGCUGAAUGGAUUCCGUCUGAACAGUCCACAAUGUAAAUAAUGCAUUGCUGUACAGCACACGGCGCGUUUCUCAGAUUGAGGCCGUUACCGUUGUUACGUUGGGAAACUGCUGAGACAGUGUACAGUAAACAGAGGUGUGUUCUUCACACUGCGCCUGUGGUACAUUUUGUGCUUGUGCACUGACCAAAAACACACAGAAAACCCUGAUUCAGAAACACUGUCAUGCAGCUCACACUCAGAGCUUUUUACUGUCAGCAAAAAAAAACAUAAAAACAAAACGGCUCUCACAGCAUACGUACCGCCACGAAGCAAGAAUUCAAACGCCAAG